CUCGUCUCCGUCUACUCCUCGCCUUUCUAUGCUGAGCUGCGAACUGCGAGUCUUGCUUCCAUCUCCGUCACGAUAGCGCAGAAGAUGAGGUGACGAACGCUCGCAGCAGUCAUUGAUGCGACAGAGAUGCAGCCCUUUCAACGUGCGAAACUGAUCGCUGGUCUGUCGCGAAAGCAUCGCGCAUUCCUGGAGGUCACGCUACCCCCUUUUGCUCUUCUUGCGCAGGUUCGACGAUACGCUGCGGAUACCAGUGGCAGAGAUGGUGAGGAAAAGACGUGCAGCUCGCUUUCAGUGCCUUCUAAGGCUCGCUUCAACGAGAUAAACGUCCAGCAGCUCAGCGACCAUAUUCACAAUCAGGUCUUCCGCUGUGCGACAUCCAAUGCCCCACCACAAGAGCUCAUCGACCUAUCACGAGAUCAUCUUGCGAGACAUGACUUACUUGGCAAGACAUCAGACCAUGCCCCCCCUAUCGCAUUCGACGUCCCCGCGCUACAAGGAACUACAUUGGACGAGCACUUUUACCGCCUUGGCAUGAAUGCUUCAGAGCCGUACCUGUCGUUGGCAAAAAAAUACAGCUUUGCAAACACGCCUCCCCGACCGCGGAAGUGGAUCAAAAGAAGCGGCUGGACAAAGUAUUUAGCUGACGGGAGCACGGAAGCGGUUGACGCGCCGGAUGAGGACGUUCUAACCUUUGAUACGGAAGUCAUGUGGAAAGAGACCAAUUUCGCAUGCAUGGCCUGCGCUGCCAGCGCCACUGCAUGGUACGCAUGGAUAUCGCCUUGGUUGCUACGCGAGUCGGAUACGGACCGGCAUCUCAUACCCCUUGGCGACCCCAAAAAACCAAGGAUCAUUGUGGGUCACAAUAUUGGCUACGAUCGCGCUCGUGUUGCGGAGGAGUAUGCUUUGGAGCAGACCGCCAACUUCUACCUUGACACAAUGAGCCUGCAUGUGGCUGUCAAUGGGAUGUGCUCGCGGCAGAGACCUACUUGGAUGAAGCACCGUAAAGACCGCGAUUUGAGGGAUGAGAUUGCCAAAACGGGCGAUUCUGCUGAUCUAGCUAUACUGCUGGAGUCUGGAUCUCUUACCGACGAGGAAGAAGACUUGUGGGUUGGUAAGAGCAGCAUCAAUUCUCUUCGAGAUGUUGCUCGUUUCCACUGCGGUGUUACGCUCGACAAGGAGCAAAGAGAGCAUUUUGGAGAAAUGGAUCGCGACGGUAUUGUGGAAAGUCUAGAUGAAUUGCUGGAUUACUGUGCCGCCGAUGUGGACAUAACCCACAGGGUUUAUCGUAAAGUCUUUCCUGCCUUUCUAGAGACAUGUCCUCACCCCGUGAGCUUUGCAGCGCUCCGACAUAUUGCAUCUGAAAUCCUACCCGUGAACAAAACAUGGGAAGCGUAUAUUUCGAAUGCAGAAGCCACAUACCACAAACUCUCGGAUGGGGUAACAGCUCGGCUUGUUGAGUUGGCGAACAGAGCCCUGGAAAUCAAGGACAAGCCAGAAGAAUACGAGCGCGAUCCCUGGAUGGCACAGUUAGAUUGGUCAGGUCAAGAGAUUAGGAUGGUUGGUGGGAAGAAUGGGAAGAAGCCUAGACCGGCAGCGAAGCAGAAACUCCCUGGUAUGCCAAAGUGGUUCAAGGAUCUGCAUCCUACGGCUACCUCGCCCAUGAAUCUCACCGUGCGGACGCGUAUUGCGCCCUUACUUCUCCGCAUGUCGUGGGAUGGCUAUCCGCUUGUGUGGUCUGACAUCCAUGGUUGGACGUACAGAGUGCCUGCUUCGAAGGCCGCAGAAUUGCAUAAGAAGGGAUUGACGGAGGUGGAAAUGUCAGAAGAACAGAAUACCAAGUUGAGAUUCGACACUGCGAACCUUUAUUUCAAGCUGCCGCACAAAGACGGUCCUCAAGCACGUUGUGUGAACCCGCUCGCUAAGGGCUAUUUGUCAUAUUUCGACAAGGGCGUCCUCAGCUCAGAAUACGCAUAUGCGAAGGAGGCACUUGAGAUGAACGCCAGUUGCAGCUAUUGGAUUUCUGCACGCGACCGGAUCAUGGGACAAAUGCUUGUAUAUGCCGAUGAGGUUAAACAGCCUCAGGAGACCAAAAAGAGACGCACGAAGACGAGCCUUGGUUUCAUCCUCCCUCAGAUCAUACCGAUGGGCACAAUCACUCGUCGCGCAGUGGAAAAUACUUGGCUUACUGCGUCGAAUGCUAAAUCAAAUCGCGUGGGUUCGGAACUCAAGAGCAUGGUCACUGCUCCUCCUGGCUACUGCUUCGUAGGCGCCGAUGUAGACAGCCAGGAACUUUGGAUUGCCUCCCUUCUCGGCGAUGCUCAAUUUAAGAUACACGGCGGUAGCGCAAUUGGAUUUAUGACACUAGAGGGUAGCAAAUCUCUCGGCACGGAUUUACACUCGCGUACCGCCUCCAUCCUAGGUAUUUCGAGAAACGACGCUAAAGUCUUUAAUUAUGGACGCAUAUAUGGUGCGGGACAGAAGUUUGCGACUCAGCUGUUGAGGCAGUUCAACCCCGGAUUGAAGGAGGCAGAGGCACUGAGCACGGCAGAACGGUUGUACCGAGACACAAAGGGGCGAAAGACGAUGAGACGGGCGUUGCACGAACGAUCGUUUUGGCGAGGCGGCACCGAAUCCUUGGUCUUUAACAGGUUGGAAGACUUUGCCGAGCAGCCACGACCUCGAACGCCCGUUCUCGGUGCAGGAAUCACAGAAGCCUUGCAGAGGAAGAAUAUCUCGCGCGGCGGUUUUCUGACGAGCAGGAUCAAUUGGGCCAUUCAGUCUUCUGGCGUGGAUUACCUGCAUCUCCUUAUCAUUGCCAUGGACUAUCUCAUUCGUGUCUGCGGACUUAGCGCUCGCCUGGCAAUCACAGUCCACGACGAAAUCCGAUAUCUCUGCAGAGAGGAGGACAAGUAUCGAAUCGCCAUGGCGUUACAAAUCUCUAAUCUGUGGACCCGUGCCAUUUUCGCACAGCAGCUCGGCAUCGAGGAUCUGCCACAAAGCUGCGCCUUUUUUUCAGCCGUGGAUGUGGACAAAGUGCUCAGGAAGGAGGUUGAUAUGGAAUGUAUCACUCCAUCACACCCUGUUGCCAUCCCGCCUGGCGAGAGUCUGGAUAUUCAAGCCUUGCUUGCAAAGGGCGAGAACGCACGUCUCAAUGUGGAUGCAGAAACGAGCAAGGCGCUGCAGCUUGAGAAGUGGCACUACGAGCCCCGCGAACCUGUCAUCAAAGAGCUAGAAGCGAACUCGGACCUCCUCUACUUGCGUGCGCAAAUCACCUCUUCAGAUGACGAGCUCAAGGCCAUCAUUAAAGCCAAGCAGGACGCCGGCAAGCCGAUUAAAGCCACGGCUCUGCUGAAAGCUCUCAAGUCUUCCUCGUCUGGCGGCAAGGGCAGCGGCGAGGGGACCGCGUCUCGCAAAGGACGAACCCGCAAGAUCAAAGGAUGGACAGGCAAAGAAAACAUGGGCAUGUUCGACAGGGGAGGAGUGGACGCGCAUGUGCACAGGCACUACAGGAACGAGCCCAGAUGGUUGCCUCCCGCUGCCGAGGUGGCGGAGAUGGAGUGGGAGAAGAGGUAUGCACUCUCCAGCAGGGGCGUCUGAAGAGGGCAGCAUGUAAUCAUAGCGGUGUAUAACUAGGCCUUGUGUACUGUAUGUCGAACAACUUUUCGUGUGCACGAUGUUGGUUCCUGGCGAGCGACUUAUUUACGAACCGAAAAAGAGACAGUUGUAUUCAUUCUGGCUAAAUAAGACAAGUGUCGUACAUUCGUUACUGGCAUUUAUGCGGUUUCUUUUUCAUCUUUUUCUAGUUUGGGCAAAGAAAUUAAUAGUUAAGACGGAGAGCAAAUAAGACCGAAAAUACAAACCAUCUUAGUACUGCUGUUGAAGCACGUUGAAGAUGGG
Messenger RNA from Verruconis gallopava, 3897 nucleotides. RefSeq lists its product as uncharacterized. Gene Ontology annotation, cellular component: gamma DNA polymerase complex; mitochondrion. NCBI's taxonomy places the organism in Eukaryota, Fungi, Ascomycota, Dothideomycetes, Venturiales, Sympoventuriaceae. Gene Ontology annotation, molecular function: DNA binding; DNA-directed DNA polymerase activity; 3'-5' exonuclease activity. The record is from RefSeq and is a predicted model, not a curated record. The coding region runs from base 127 to 3597 and encodes 1156 amino acids. The transcript has 2 exons. Gene Ontology annotation, biological process: mitochondrial DNA replication.